Messenger RNA from Rhodofomes roseus, 676 nucleotides. RefSeq lists its product as uncharacterized. NCBI's taxonomy places the organism in Eukaryota, Fungi, Basidiomycota, Agaricomycetes, Polyporales, Fomitopsidaceae. The transcript is spliced from 5 exons. The record is from RefSeq and is a predicted model, not a curated record. The coding region runs from base 160 to 612 and encodes 150 amino acids.
GCCCGUGCCGCGGGAUCCUCGACGCGUCUGGUCGCCAUCAUCACAACGCCGGCGCGCCGGCCAGCCGCCGGGCGGCUUGUCUCGUGGGUCCAGCGUCCCUGAUGCAAAUGUGGCACGGCCAAAUCACAGAACUUGCGCUGUCCUGGAGACACAUCCGUGAUGUUGCUAACAUUGAGGCUAUCGGUAACACCACAGUACAUCAUGGCAGCUCUCGUCGCCUGCUUUGGACUUGCAGCGAGAACCGCGUCAUUGCGCGGCACGGGAAUCUGGUGCUCAGUAUGCAAGUCUCUCUGGUUGCACUCUGGUCGAGCUUCGUUCCCGGUGGGCUAUCAUCGCCCGUGGGUUCGCAAUCAUAAGUGGGACAGCAUCUCGGAACUGUUGAUCGCUUAUAGAAUAUGGCGGGUCGAGAGAGCAGCCACCAGCGUGUUGUCGUUGGAUGCGACGAGCCUGACGCGAGCAAUUAUCAUCCUUGUCGAGUCCUGUGCCGUCUGCUUCGUGUUCCUGUUGCUCCUAAUCGGUACAUAUGCGGCGCGCUCUCCCGUCAUGUUCAUAAUUCUUGAUAUGACAUCGCCUGUGAACAUGAGUACUUACCUGCCCUUAGCGGACAAUUGAGCUUCGCGUUGAUCAUAUCAUGAUUCUGUCCAGGGCAUCGUGUUCUUCUCCAUGAUCCACCGCG